This is a messenger RNA of Sus scrofa (pig), 5804 nucleotides long. It is a transcript of the gene SLC4A10, whose product is annotated as solute carrier family 4 member 10. Gene Ontology annotation, biological process: transmembrane transport; bicarbonate transport; monoatomic anion transport. Gene Ontology annotation, molecular function: sodium:bicarbonate symporter activity; monoatomic anion transmembrane transporter activity; solute:inorganic anion antiporter activity. Lineage: Eukaryota; Metazoa; Chordata; Mammalia; Artiodactyla; Suidae. The record is from RefSeq and is a predicted model, not a curated record. Gene Ontology annotation, cellular component: plasma membrane; basolateral plasma membrane.
GAGCUGGUUGGAGUCCACCUUGGACUAGUCCGUGUAAGAAGUUAGCAUCUUAGGUGAGAUUCUUAACGUCCACUAGACUUGCAGCAUUGCAGGCUGUACUUUAUAUCAGUAGCCAGGUGUGAGCAGUGAUACAGGGCUUGGGAAAUCUCUCUCACCGGCCCAGGGAUCCAAGGCAUUCAGUGCAAAACCUGGCCAGCAGCCCGAGUGAGUAGGAGCCAUGUGACUCUGGUGAGUUGGAGUGUGCAAUUGCCUCCUGCUUCAGAGCUACCUGAUCCGAAUACUAAGCAGAGCGAGUGCCGGGCUGAGUGUAAGACAUUGAAGAUACUGCAGAGAAAGGUGCUUAUUCCAGAGGCAUUACAAAACAUGGAGAUUAAAGACCAGGGAGCCCAAAUGGAGCCGCUGCUGCCUACGAGAAAUGAUGAAGAAGCAGUUGUGGAUAGAGGUGGAACUCGUUCAAUUCUCAAAACACACUUUGAGAAAGAAGAUUUAGAAGGUCAUCGGACACUAUUUAUUGGAGUUCAUGUUCCCCUGGGAGGAAGAAAAAGCCAUCGACGUCACAGGCAUCGUGGUCAUAAACACAGAAAGAGAGACCGAGAGAGAGAUUCAGGAUUAGAGGAUGGAAGGGAGUCACCUUCUUUUGACACUCCAUCACAGCGGGUACAGUUUAUUCUUGGAACUGAGGAUGAUGAUGAGGAACACAUUCCUCACGACCUUUUCACUGAACUGGAUGAGAUUUGCUGGCGUGAAGGUGAGGAUGCUGAGUGGAGAGAAACAGCCAGGUGGUUGAAGUUUGAAGAAGAUGUGGAAGAUGGAGGGGAAAGGUGGAGUAAACCUUAUGUGGCAACUCUUUCAUUGCACAGCUUGUUUGAAUUGAGAAGUUGUAUUCUGAAUGGAACUGUGCUGCUGGACAUGCAUGCCAACACUUUGGAAGAAAUUGCAGAUAUGGUCCUUGACCAACAAGUGAGCUCAGGUCAGCUCAAUGAGGAUGUACGCCACAGAGUCCAUGAGGCAUUGAUGAAACAGCAUCACCACCAGAAUCAGAAAAAGCUUACCAAUAGGAUUCCCAUUGUGCGUUCCUUUGCUGAUAUUGGCAAGAAACAAUCAGAACCAAAUUCCAUGGAUAAAAAUGCAGGUCAGGUUGUUUCUCCUCAGUCUGUUCCAGCCUGUGUUGAAAAUAAAAACGAUGUGAGCAGGGAAAACAGCACUGUUGACUUUAGCAAGGGGCUGGGAGGCCAACAAAAGGGGCAGACUAGUCCAUGUGGGAUGAAACAGAGGCAUGAAAAAGGACCUCCACACCAGCAGGAGAGAGAGGUUGAUCUGCAUUUUAUGAAGAAGAUUCCUCCAGGUGCUGAAGCUUCAAAUGUCUUAGUUGGGGAAUUGGAGUUUUUGGAUCGAACUGUGGUUGCAUUUGUCCGGUUGUCUCCAGCUGUGUUGCUUCAAGGACUGGCUGAGGUCCCAAUCCCAACCAGAUUUUUGUUCAUUCUUCUGGGACCCCUGGGAAAGGGUCAACAGUACCAUGAGAUUGGAAGAUCAAUUGCAACCCUAAUGACAGAUGAGGUAUUUCAUGAUGUUGCUUACAAAGCUAAAGAUCGUAAUGACUUGGUAUCAGGAAUUGAUGAAUUUCUGGAUCAGGUUACUGUUCUCCCUCCUGGAGAAUGGGAUCCAAGCAUUCGAAUAGAACCUCCCAAAAAUGUCCCUUCCCAGGAGAAGAGGAAGAUUCCUGCUGUACCUAAUGGAACAGCAGCUCAUGGGGAAGCUGAGCCCCACGGAGGACAUAGUGGACCUGAACUCCAGCGAACUGGAAGGAUUUUUGGGGGACUUAUUUUAGAUAUCAAAAGAAAAGCUCCAUACUUCUGGAGUGACUUCAGAGAUGCUUUCAGCCUGCAGUGCUUAGCAUCUUUUCUAUUUCUCUACUGCGCCUGUAUGUCUCCUGUCAUCACUUUUGGAGGACUGCUGGGAGAAGCAACUGAAGGUCGAAUAAGUGCAAUCGAAUCUCUCUUUGGAGCAUCCAUGACUGGGAUAGCCUAUUCUCUCUUUGGUGGACAGCCUCUUACCAUAUUAGGCAGUACAGGACCAGUUUUGGUGUUCGAAAAGAUUUUGUUUAAGUUUUGCAAAGAAUAUGGGCUUUCAUACCUAUCUUUAAGAGCUAGUAUUGGACUUUGGACUGCAACCCUGUGUAUCAUACUUGUGGCUACUGAUGCCAGCUCCCUUGUCUGCUAUAUCACCCGGUUUACUGAAGAAGCGUUUGCUUCUCUUAUUUGCAUCAUUUUCAUUUAUGAGGCUCUGGAGAAGCUUUUUGAACUCAGUGAAGCAUAUCCAAUCAACAUGCAUAAUGAUUUGGAACUGCUGACACAAUAUUCGUGUAACUGUGUGGAACCACAUAAUCCUAGCAAUGAUACAUUGAAGGAAUGGAGGGAGUCCAAUAUUUCUGUCUCUAAUAUAAUUUGGGAGAAUCUAACUGUGUCGGAAUGCAAGUCACUGCAUGGAGAGUAUGUUGGACGAGCCUGUGGCCAUGAGCACCCAUAUGUUCCAGAUGUUCUAUUUUGGUCAGUGAUCCUGUUCUUUUCCACAGUUACUCUGUCAGCCACCCUGAAGCAGUUCAAGACUAGUCGCUAUUUUCCAACCAAGGUUCGAUCCAUAGUGAGUGACUUUGCUGUUUUUCUUACAAUUCUGUGUAUGGUUUUAAUUGAUUAUGCCAUUGGGAUCCCGUCUCCAAAACUACAAGUACCAAGUGUUUUCAAGCCCACAAGAGAUGAUCGUGGCUGGUUUGUUACACCUUUAGGCCCAAAUCCAUGGUGGACAGUAAUAGCUGCUAUUAUUCCAGCUUUGCUUUGUACUAUUCUAAUUUUUAUGGACCAACAGAUUACAGCUGUCAUCAUCAACAGAAAAGAACAUAAACUAAAGAAAGGUUGUGGGUACCAUCUGGAUCUGUUAAUGGUGGCUGUCAUGCUUGGUGUGUGCUCCAUCAUGGGCCUGCCGUGGUUUGUGGCUGCCACUGUCCUCUCCAUCACUCAUGUCAACAGCCUAAAACUGGAAUCAGAAUGUUCAGCUCCAGGAGAACAACCCAAAUUUCUUGGCAUUCGGGAACAAAGGGUUACUGGGCUUAUGAUUUUUAUUCUUAUGGGCUCAUCAGUCUUUAUGACCAGUAUUCUGAAGUUUAUUCCUAUGCCAGUGCUGUAUGGAGUGUUUCUUUAUAUGGGUGCUUCAUCUCUAAAAGGAAUUCAGUUCUUUGAUAGAAUAAAGCUCUUCUGGAUGCCUGCAAAACAUCAACCAGAUUUUAUAUAUCUAAGGCAUGUACCACUUCGAAUCCAUCUCUUCACAGUUAUUCAGAUGAGUUGCCUUGGCCUUCUGUGGAUAAUAAAGGUUUCAAGAGCUGCUAUUGUCUUUCCCAUGAUGGUGUUAGCUCUGGUAUUUGUAAGAAAGUUGAUGGACUUUUUGUUUACCAAACGGGAACUCAGCUGGUUGGAUGAUUUAAUGCCUGAGAGUAAGAAAAAGAAACUAGAAGAUGCUGAAAAAGAAGAAGAACAAAGCAUGCUAGCUAUGGAAGAUGAGGGCACAGUACAACUCCCAUUGGAAGGGCACUACAGAGAUGAUCCAUCUGUGAUCAAUAUUUCUGAUGAAAUGUCAAAGACUGCCUUGUGGAGAAACCUUCUGAUUACUGCCGAUAACUCAAAAGAUAAGGAGUCAAGCUUUCCUUCUAAAAGCAUUGAAAGCCGAAAAGAGAAGAAAGCUGACUCAGGGAAAGGUGUUGACAGGGAGACUUGUCUAUGACUUGAUCUUCAAUUUAUUUUUUACAUAUAUAUGAGAAGAGUGCCACGAUUAUUAAUAAAACUGCUUUGAUCAUGUAUUAUAAAUUCUGUCUUUCAUCCCAAAUCCACCUUCAUACUGUAAGUAGUGCAAUAUUUGUUUCAUUUCUGUGUUUAAACUUCUGAACAGUGAGACACCCUCGUGAGCAUAUGCAACAACUAAUGCAAGAAUCUCUGUGUUCCUUGCUGUAUUUUAGACAUUUGUAAACACUAGAUUCUCAUUGUCAGUUUUAUGAGAGCAAUAGCUUUCUUAAAGAGAUAAGUCAUAUUUACCUAGUUUGUAUUUUCCUACUUAGGAACAUGAAGAUACCUGAUAAUUUCAUUCAGAAGAAUUUUGAAAGGUAGACUUACUUCUUUUUAUUUUUUAUAGCUUAGCAUUAGUGACUUAAUUCAAAAGACCCAAAUCAAAAAGUUAGUUUGAAAGCAUUUUUAAAAAUUGUAUUUAUGCAUUUCCUUGAUUUAAUAUGAUACAUUUAAUACUUAAGAAUUUAUAUGAAACUAAAACUUAAAGUCAUUUGAAAAAAUAUAUAUGGAAACCUGUUCACAACUUGUUUAAAAGAAUCAGAUACUAAUGCAAAGAGUCAAGUAGUAUUUGCUUAAAAUUCGAGUUGUGGUUACAUGAUCAAAUACCAGGCUUGUAUGAAAUGCUUUAGAAAAACUUUGUAAGUUUUGUGAGAUUUUCAAUAUAAACCUUUAUCAGAAAUAUGCUGUUAAAUUUAUCUCCAUUGACAACAAGCGUUUUCCAAAUAAACCUAUUAUAUACAUACUCGUGGAAUGCCACAAGAUGAGUCAUUGUACAUGAAAUUCCACCCCUGUACAGCUAUUCCACUGCUAAAGGUCACAUACUGCUUAAUGCUGCUUCUGAGUCAUGUUCUAAUGUUAGACUGACAGGUCUUCAAUUGUCAUUUUUUUCUGCAAAUCUCUUUUCCAUUUUUUAAUUAAAUGCAUGUUGUAGAAAAAUAAUCUUUUAAAUGAAAAUUUCAGAUUCUGUUUGAGCAGCUUCUGUAGAUAUUUCAGUCCAUAUGAAAUAAUCCAUCUUUACUAAGUUUAUACAAGAGGAAGGAAAGUUAAGGAUUUUUGAGCCUUACUAAACGAACAGUAUCUUAUUUCACUUUACAUAAAUGUGGAUUAAUAACGACAAAAAUCUCAUAGUGCUCGUUCCUAAGAAUGACGAAUUGUCAUCAACCUUAUCAACUUCAGUGUCCAAUUUUACAAUAAUUCAGAGCCCUGUGGCUUUUCAAAACUAUUAAUUACAUAUUCUAAGUGUAAGUGCACAUGAAAACUGAAAAAAAAAAUCCUCUUGUAAUUAAGUUUAUGAAGGAAAAACAACAACAACAAAGCCUCCAAUAGGUUCAACAUUUUGAUGCCUUCUGUAAAAUUCCCCUCAUAAUCUUUCAAGGAGCCAUUUCUUUUAUGGAACAUAAGCCUAAAAAAUAUAAGAAGAGUUUGCAGUUAAUAAAGUCUGUUUAUAAAUGCCAAGGGAAAAUAGAAACUUUCCAUUCCAAAUGUAUCACCUUUGUGUAUUUUAUAAUACAGAUACUACAUGUAAACAUUCCCAUUGUUUUAUGAUUUAGACUAGCUGUACGUGCCAGUUAGUCUCAAAGGCAGCCUCCUAAUGUUUCAAUAUAUUAAUAACUUCUGUUUAAAAUGAUCAUAGUGAAUUAACACCUUCACGUGAUCACCUAUUUGAAUGAACACUCAUAUCCGAUAAAAUUCUGUAUUUCUGAGUAUUUUUAUAGUCAUUUUGUUCUUGUGUGAAUUUUAAUGCUAUCCCUAUGUUAAUCCUAAUAUUUUGAAAUCAUAUAAAAUAUAAGAAAAAUGUAGUGUUAUGUAUUUCCUCCUAAUUUCAGAUUCCUGGUCAAAAUUACUGAAUGUAAUUUAUUGCAAAGUUUAAGUAAUGUGUAAAUGUGACUAGGAUAUUGUGUUUUUCACAACUAAGAAAUGUUACGUGGAAAUAAAUAUUUAUCCUAAGUAAUUUCCUUGCACAUUUUAAAUCAU